Brassica napus (rape) is the source of this 2273-nucleotide messenger RNA. Its product is annotated as probable ADP,ATP carrier protein At5g56450. Gene Ontology annotation, biological process: mitochondrial ATP transmembrane transport; mitochondrial ADP transmembrane transport. Gene Ontology annotation, molecular function: ATP:ADP antiporter activity. The transcript has 2 exons. Lineage: Eukaryota; Viridiplantae; Streptophyta; Magnoliopsida; Brassicales; Brassicaceae. The record is from RefSeq and is a predicted model, not a curated record. Gene Ontology annotation, cellular component: mitochondrial inner membrane. Bases 222 to 1193 code for a protein of 323 amino acids.
CUGUUUCCUUUCCCCCUUUUCAUCUUUAUCCCGAGUUCGAAUCGAAUAACACGCAAGAGACCCGAAUCAGUCUCCAAUCACAAUUUCUAGGGUUAAUUUGGAAUCUCCUUGCUCUUGUACAAUGCCAGAUUGAACCAAAUCGAAACCAACCCCCAAAGUUUCGAUUUUUAAUAAACCCAAUAGCCUCCAAAGAUCGAAACUUUACCAUCGCAUUAUCAAAGAUGGGCAUCCAAGAAGACCCCGGCGCUCACUCGUCAACCCGAAGGAACCCAUCAUCGCUUCCACAGACUCUCAAACAUUUCCACAGAGACCUACUCGCCGGAGCCGUGAUGGGAGGCGUCGUCCACACCAUCGUCGCCCCAAUCGAGAGAGCCAAGCUCCUCCUCCAGACCCAGGAGAGCAACAUCGCCAUCGUCGGAGACUCCUCCGGGAAGAGACGCUUCAAAGGAAUGUUCGAUUUCAUCCACCGCACGGUCCGUGAAGAAGGCGUUUUAUCCCUAUGGAGAGGCAACGGGAGCAGCGUGCUCCGCUACUACCCUUCCGUGGCUCUCAACUUCUCCCUCAAGGACCUCUACAGAAACAUCCUCCGCAACAGCAGCUCUCAGGAGAGUCACGUCUUCUCCGGGGCCUUAGCUAACUUCAUCGCUGGCUCCGCGGCGGGAUGCACGGCUUUGAUUGUUGUUUACCCUCUUGAUAUAGCUCACACGCGUUUGGCUGCUGACGUUGGGAAGAAGGAGGCUCGUCAGUUCAGAGGGAUUCAUCAUUUCUUGACGACGGUUCAGAGGAAAGACGGUGUUAGAGGGAUCUACAGAGGGUUGCCUGCGUCUCUGCACGGUGUGAUUGUUCACCGUGGGUUGUACUUUGGUGGGUUUGAUACGGUUAAGGAGGUUUUGUCUGAAGAUAAGGAGUUGGCGUUGUGGAAGAGAUGGGUUUUGGCUCAGGGUGUGACUACUUCUGCUGGUUUGGCUUCUUACCCGUUGGAUACGGUUCGGAGGAGGAUCAUGAUGCAGUCUGGGAUUGAGCAUCCGAUGUAUAGUAGCACGUUGGAUUGCUGGAAGAAGAUAUAUAGGGUUGAAGGGUUGGCUUCUUUUUACCGUGGUGCGCUUUCGAAUAUGUUUAGGAGUACUGGUUCUGCUGCGAUCUUGGUUUUUUAUGAUGAGGUGAAGAAGUUCUUGAAUUGGGGAGGGAUCUAAAAGAGGAUAACAACGGUUCAAAGAGAUAAUGAUGGACUCUAGUUCUUUAGAUACAAGAAUGUAGUCAGUUUGAGCCUGUCCAAGAUAGAGUGUGAAAGUUUCGCUUUGUGACAUAGAUUGGAUUGAUUCUCUGUUUGCUGCAAGCUCUCUGCUAUUCUUGCCAGUGAGGAAGUAUCAAGACAACUCCCAUAUGAGACUCAGGGGAUGCGUUGCAUACGAACCCCCAAACAUGGCUGAUCCGCUGCAGUUACUUAAAACAGGAGUAUUAAUUAUGUGACGCAAAGAGAUAGUGAAAUCUCUUUAUGAAACUGCUUGGUUGUUUUUUAAGAUAGGUGUGUAUAUAUAUAUAUAUAUGUAUAUGUAAAGUAGAUGCCUUCAACAAGUGCUGCUCUGAAACAAUCCAGCUUCAUGAUUUGAGAUUCAUCUUCCACUUUAAGUACUUCCUGCAAUCACUAAUGUGAAUAUGCCACAAAGGUUAGAGGUUUUUCUUAUUCUGUAAAUUUCUUAUGAAUAUCUGAAACGAAAUAUCUAUUUAGACACUAAAAUUUGCAAUAUUCAUAAUGAUUUGACAAAUCAGUUUCUUCAGUGCGUCUGUGAUUUCUAUGUCUGGUUUGGUAGAGAAUAUGACUAGCUUAAGAAGCAGGGUCAGGUUACAGAGCCUGAAAAACUGUGUUGGUCACUGCCUUAUAGAUUGGUGCCUAAAACAGAGACUUAGCCUUUUCUCUUACUGUGUUCAGAGACCAAGGUUUUUGGUUGUCUUACUGACAUUAGUUGAGUUUUUGGUUCAGAUAUUGGAGAAUAUUUGAUAAUAUCCGUUUGAUCUUAUAGGCUAAAAUUGCUUGGUGGAAACAAACCAACAGAUGGGUAAUUUAGAGGAAGGAAGCCUUGCUGCUCUCCACCUCACUCCACUUAGCCAGUCAUGUUUGACCACUUACUAAUGCAUCCUUCAAAUUGUGACACCACAGUGAUUCAAGUAAAUAGAUACGAAGAGUAAUUACGGAGCUUGUAAUCAAUCUUAACAUUACUUGUAUAGCGCAAAACACCUUUGUUUGAGUUAAUUAAACUGACAAGCAUUUUUUA